This is a messenger RNA of Diatraea saccharalis (sugarcane borer), 711 nucleotides long. Lineage: Eukaryota; Metazoa; Arthropoda; Insecta; Lepidoptera; Crambidae. The record is from the annotation of a GenBank genome assembly.
CGCAUCACUAAAACUGUCAUGUCGCCAUAUUUGUUUAUUGUGGAUGUUUUGGUUGUUACCAAGAUUUUUACUUUUAUACACAAUUAGAUCCUGUUUUUAACGCAAUGAUCUAGACUAUAAAUGUGAUUUAAAAAUAUUCCUUUAGUGGCAAAAGCGAUGUAUCAUUAUUCAAAUCAGUCAAUUUAUAAUUAUGAUGUUUAUUCACAGUGUUCUGUCGUCGAUUUAAAUAAAAACCUCAAUGAAACAAUUUCUUUAACUGAACAUAAUCAAUACCAAUCUAAUACAGAAAAUGUUUCGUUUACAACACUGACCACGAGCCAUAGUACUCCAACCGAGACCCGAAACAACGGAACCGAAAGAAAGGAAAAACUGACUGAAAAAACAGUAGUGGAUACAUCUAACUUUAGUAUAGAGGAGAGAUUAGUUGCCGCAGUUUGGGUACAUGAAAGAAAAAGGACAAAUGUUGGUAUGAGCCAAAUAAAACGAGACUUUCGCCAACGGUUUGGACGUCAGCCUCCUGCUAAGAACACCUUGCUGGCUUGGGAACGAAAGCUGUUUUCCACAGGUAGCGUCCGAGAUGCACCUCGUCCAGGAAGGCCUGUAAAUAGGUACUGGUUUACUUAGUGUUACCAUAUUUGAUUCUUGCUUGUAAACUUACAUAAUGGUAUUCUAUGCUAUAUUCUUUUGUAUUUUUUUAAUGUCAUCCUUUAC